Molecule: messenger RNA, 489 nt
Organism: Cooperia oncophora
Lineage: Eukaryota; Metazoa; Nematoda; Chromadorea; Rhabditida; Trichostrongylidae
Source: the annotation of a GenBank genome assembly
AUGCAUGAGGAACGAUCGGAGAUCGCUUCUCGCCCUGCAAAGCGAUCACCAUGCCGACAAGAAAAUCUCAUGUACACAGAGUGCCGUUAUAAUGAAAUUCAACGGCUUGGAAAUAUAGUUCCGUUGAAUUUACUUCACGAAACGGUUCGCCCAGUGCAGGUCUUGAAUUUCGAGCUGCCGGAAAAAACAGGGAUAGUUGCACAAAUCAGUUAUGUGUUUCCCGACUCACGUGCUUUCAACCCGUCAAGGUUCAUUGAUGAGAAUGGUAAACUGAAGAAGGUAGACGAGUUCAUACCAUUUUCCAUCGGGAAGCGUCAGUGCCUGGGAGAAGGUCUGGCAAAGAUGGAGCUUUUCCUUUUCAUCGCUAAUCUUUUCAACAGAUUUGAGCUCUCCUGUGUGAAUCCUGACAAGCCACCGUCAAUGAAGAAGUCUUUCGGCACCACCAUACAAACGCUACCGUACCACUGCCUCGCUCGGCCAAGAUUUUAG